Molecule: messenger RNA, 1266 nt
Organism: Cavenderia fasciculata
Lineage: Eukaryota; Evosea; Eumycetozoa; Acytosteliales; Cavenderiaceae
Exons: 5
Coding region: 1-1266 (421 amino acids)
Biological process (GO): protein dephosphorylation; negative regulation of MAPK cascade
Cellular component (GO): cytoplasm
Molecular function (GO): protein tyrosine/threonine phosphatase activity; MAP kinase tyrosine/serine/threonine phosphatase activity
Source: RefSeq, a predicted model, not a curated record
AUGACAAAUCAAAAGAAUACUAAAAAUAAUAAUAAUAAUAAUAAAGAGGAAGAUGAAGCAGCAGCUGCAGCAACCAAUAAAUUAAUAUAUGAAUCUUAUAUAUCUGACUUUGACUUUGAAGGUAAGGGAAGAGAUGUACAAACAAGAUGUCAAGCGAUAAGAGCAGAGGCUGAUAGUAUCAUUAUGUCACUUCGAAAUAGAUUCACAUUGGAUCUAUUACAACUACCUCCAUCGAUUCGUUCAAUGAAUAUGAAAGACUUUUUAGAGUUAUAUUGUAAUACUCAACAACAACAACAACAACAAGAACAAGAACAACAAGAGACUACCACUACGACUACAACAAUAUCAACACCUGAAAGAAAUAUACAAGCAUUGGCAGAGAUCAAACGACAAAUGGUCAAUGUAUUAAGUUCACCAAUCAUCGUCUCAAAAAUGGCAGAAGAAGAUAUACCAACAAGUUCAUCACCUGAAACUAUAGCAUUACCAGGAUCUUCAACACCAACACCAACAACAGAAAAGACAUUGAAUCAACAAAUAGAGGAAAAGGAGGGAUUAGGUAAAGGUGGUAAGAAGUUUUCUGACGAGCAGUACUCUACACCCUCUGAAAUCCUACCGUUUCUCUAUUUGGCUGGUGUUGGUGGAACUGAAAGAGACCGUUUAGUGCCAUUGGGUAUUGCAGUGGUUAUCAAUGUGGCAGAGGAAUUUCAAACACCUCGAUUUAGUCCAGAGUCUGAUAAUAUUGUAGAACAUCGUGUCUGGAUACAAGAUAUGGUUGGUAAAGACGAGAACCAACACGAUUCAUUUUAUCGAAUAUUCGAGAUAUUUGACAAUGUGGAACGAAACAAUCAAAAGUGUCUUAUCCAUUGCAAGCACGGUCGGUCUCGAUCUGCCUCUGCCGUCAUUGCCUAUCUCAUGUACAAGAAUCGUUGGAGUUUACGAAAAUCAAUGAACGAAGUUAAAAGUAAAAGACCCCUCGUAGGUCCACACCGACAUCUCACCUUACAACUCAUCGAAUGGGAAAAGGUAUUCCUUCAAGUUCAAAAAUCAACCAUUUCAACUCCCGUAUUUGCUUUUAUUAAAGUAAAAAGAGGUAGAAAAUGUAUUACAAUUGAUGAAAAAGAGAGACUAGCUAUGGCUCCAAGCUAUUGGAUGAGGGAAAACUCUGGAAUACUCUCUGGUCUUCUUUUACAUAUUUAUUUAAGAAAGAAUGAUCUUCUCCUCUCUUUUUUUCAAGGUUCCCUUCCUACCCAAAUUGCUAAAAAUUAA